Molecule: messenger RNA, 1782 nt
Organism: Toxotes jaculatrix (banded archerfish)
Lineage: Eukaryota; Metazoa; Chordata; Actinopteri; Toxotidae
Gene: oxsm
Product: 3-oxoacyl-ACP synthase, mitochondrial
Exons: 2
Coding region: 153-1547 (464 amino acids)
Biological process (GO): fatty acid biosynthetic process
Molecular function (GO): 3-oxoacyl-[acyl-carrier-protein] synthase activity
Source: RefSeq, a predicted model, not a curated record
UUCACAGUCGAAUAUUAAAUUUGAAGUAGUGCUGUGUUUCACCUGUGUCAGAAAGAUAUUUCAUCUUUAGUUUUGCAUAUUUAUCAGUCUCAUAUCGUGAGGGUAUUAACCAAAGCUACAAGCUAGCUGUCAAACUUGACAGAGACAACAGCAUGUCUGCUUUACCUUUAUCCUGUUGGACUAAACUCCAGCUGAGACCACAGAACAUAAGGGCACUUCUACAAAAGAGUGCCUGCAUCUGUCCAAACCAAGACUCCAGGCGCCACAGCUCUGGACAGCAGAGAAGGAGGGUUGUCAUUACAGGCAUAGGGUUGGUGUGUCCUCUGGGUACAGGGACUGCUCUGCCCUGGGACCAUCUGAUCAAAGCUCAGAGUGGGAUUGUUGCUCUCGACCCAGAGGAGUACAAGACUGUUCCCUGUAAAGUGGCCGCUCUGGUAACCAGAGGGACCGAAGAGGGUCAGUUUAAUGAGGAAAGGUUUGCCUCUCGAGGCGAGAUCAACAGCAUGUCACCAGCCACCGUGAUGGCCCUUGGAGCUGCUCAGCUCGCUCUGGAGGACUCAGGGUGGUACCCCAAAGCCCCAGAGGAACAGUUCAGUACAGGGGUGGCUGUUGGCAUGGGCAUGGUGUCUCUAGAUGAGAUUGCUCGCACCUCUGCUGCCUUCCAAGAAAAGGGCUACAACAAAGUGAGUCCCUUCUUUGUGCCUCGCAUCCUUGUCAACAUGGCUGCCGGGCACAUAAGCAUCAAACACAAACUGAAGGGUCCCAAUCAUGCUGUGUCCACGGCGUGCACCACAGGUGCACAUGCCAUAGGCGAUGCUGCCAGGUUCAUUGCCCACGGCGAUGCAGUUGCUAUGGUUACAGGGGGAACAGAAUCCUGUGUAGGGCCUCUGUCCGUAGCUGGGUUUGCCAGGGCACGUGCCCUCGCCACCAAAUGGAAUGACAACCCUGUGCUGGCGUCAAGACCUUUUCACCCAGAGAGAGAGGGCUUUGUGAUGGGCGAAGGAGCCGCGGUGCUGUUGUUAGAGGAGCUGGACCAUGCAAUGAAGAGAGGAGCCAGAAUCUACGCAGAGGUCCUGGGUUAUGGACUGUCAGGGGACGCCAGCCACAUCACUGCACCCACUGCAGAUGGGGAUGGAGCAUUCAGGUGCAUGUCUGCAGCCCUCAGAGAUGCUGGCGUCUCACCGGCAGAUGUCACAUAUGUGAAUGCUCACGCCACAUCCACGCCGUUGGGUGAUGCGGCUGAAAACGCAGCCAUCAAAAGGCUCUUCAAGCAAAGCACCGAGAGCCUGGCUGUCUCCUCCACCAAGGGAGCCACAGGACAUCUGCUUGGGGCUGCAGGGGCCCUGGAGGCGGCGUUCACCGCUCUGGCCUGCUACCAUGGGGUCCUGCCCCCGACUCUCAACUUGGACCGCACCGAGCCACAGUUUGACCUGAAUUAUGUUCCCUGCACAGCGCAGCCAUGGCAGACUCAGGGCCGACGAGUGGCCCUCACAAACUCAUUUGGAUUUGGUGGUACCAAUGCUUCACUGUGUCUUGCCAGCGUCUGACAACACACAGACACUCAUUCUUGACUUUGUUUUUAGAAACACAUCUGAUGCUUUACUUUACCUCUGGUAUGAUAGAGUUUAUCUGACUGAAUAUUCAUCAAUAGAAUUGAUCAGUCCUGCUACUGAUGGUUUGUGGAAAAUUCUUAUGAACUGAUAAAUAAUGUGAAUUUAGAGAAGAUUCCAUAAAAGUCCGGAUUCUUUUAUUUAUCCCAAAAUUUCAGUGAAACUCUAAAGA